AUGAACGACUUGCUCUCAAGCUCCUUGUCCAAGGCCUCGCCGGACCACCAUGUCAUCGAAAUGACCCCUUCGAAGGGCGACGACCUCGGUAAGUUCUUCCAGGACGUUGAGGCUGUCCAGAGCGAGCUCGACGAGCUGCAGAAGCUCAACAAGAGUCUUCGGAGCGCCCACGAGCAGAGCAAGACCCUCCACAACGCCAAGGCUGUCAAGGAGCUCAGAACCCGCAUGGACGCUGACGUCCACCUAGCCUUAAAGAACGCGAAGAUCCUUAAGGUGAGGUUGGACGCCUUGGAUCGGUCCAACGCCGCCAACCGAAGCCUGCCUGGCUGCGGCCCCGGAUCAUCGUCGGACCGGACAAGGACGUCUGUGGUCAACGGGCUGAGGAAGAAGCUCAAGGAUUCUAUGGAUAGCUUUAAUGACUUGAGGCAGAAGAUAUCGUCUGAGUAUAGAGAGACUGUUCAGCGUAGGUACUUCACCGUCACCGGAGACAACCCUGAUGAGAAAACCGUUGACCUUCUUAUCUCCACCGGUGAAAGCGAGACAUUUUUGCAGAAGGCAAUCCAAGAGCAAGGAAGAGGGAGGGUUCUGGACACCAUAUCCGAGAUCCAAGAGAGGCACGAUGGUGUGAAAGCCAUGGAGAGGAAUCUGAAUGAGCUGCACCAGGUGUUCAUGGACAUGGCAGUUCUGGUGCAGGCUCAAGGUGAGCAGCUGGACGACAUUCAGAGCCACGUGGAGCGAGCUAAUUCUUACGUGCAUGCCGGCAAUCAGCAGUUGCAGAAGGCCAGGUUCUUUCAGAAAAACACCCGAAAAUGGACCUGCUAUGGCAUCCUAAUCUUGCUCAUCAUCGUCGGCAUUAUAUUGGCCUCAACGCUGACUAAUUAA
This is a messenger RNA of Prunus armeniaca (apricot), 882 nucleotides long. NCBI's taxonomy places the organism in Eukaryota, Viridiplantae, Streptophyta, Magnoliopsida, Rosales, Rosaceae. The record is from the annotation of a GenBank genome assembly.